AUGGACAGCUUAUCACUUUCGUCUUUCAUCACGCAGAACAUGAGCCUCAGCAGCUACUUGGGUCUGCCAGCGUACACAUUUCGACGGAUUUUGCUUCUGGUAUCGUGCCUCCUGGGCGUCAUUCAGUAUGGCUUGGUCUUGACCAACGGAGUUUCAGUGAGUGACUUCAAUGACUACUACGGGUUGACGGAGGUGCAGGGAAAGUUCCUCUACUCAUGUCUCAACUUCGGCGCGUGCGCUCUCUCCUUCAUACCAGGUCUUUGCUACGACCGGUUCGGAUGUGUGCCAACGAUGAUGCUGGGAACUCUCAUAGCUGAUUUUGGGAUCAUCCUACAGCUUGUUUGGACGCCUGACUUCCCGUCCUUUGUCAGUACAAUGGGAGGCUUGUCCUUUUGCUACAUUUGCUUUGGAUUCGCAGCCACCUUCUUCAACGUGAUUGGCUCAUUUGCACCGCUCUCGGUCUUCCCGGUACAAUACGUUGGGCAGGUAUCGGCUUGCGUCCAAGUGUGCAUGUCCCUUGGCAUGACUAUCCAGACCCAAGCUUACUACGCUCUUAAAAAGAGUGGCGGUGAUCCCAUCAUGCGGUAUCUCAUCUAUGCCAUCAUCACCUUCAACGUCGUAGGCGUGCUCAUGUGCAUCGUGUUCUGGCUCUGCCGGAAUCUGAUGGCGCAGGCAGAGGAGGAGACCGAGGCCGAAGCCGAUCGUAAGAGCCUUUGGAGCUCUCUACAGACCUCGGAGUUUGCUUACAUGAUGGUCCUUUUCUGUGUGGCGAUUGGCUUCAGCUUCAGCUUCCUCGACUGUGAGGGAAGCUUGGCUUCCGAGGUGAAUGUGAGCAGCAAAGAGCUCGCCAGCGUCUUUGGCAUAGUGAAUGCAUUCGGACGCCUAGCGGUCUGCAUUCCGCUGGAUUGGACUCGGAAGCACCGUUGGGGCGGUGUGUAUUCCUACAUCCUUGCAUCCCUCAUCGUGUACACCUUGGGCAUGCUUUUGCUGGCCAUUCCCUCCUCUCCUGAUGCAGGCACCGUGCGCAUUGCAAACUCGCUGGCUUCCUUUGGUUAUGGAGGGCUCCUGGGUAUCGUACCGCCGGCCUUGAGGCUAACUUUUGGAACGACGCACCUCGGAGUGAUUUAUGGGAUCCUUUACGUGGCGGUCGCCAUCUUCGAGCCGAUCUGGAGUUUUCUCUUCAAGAAGCCCGAAGCUUGUGAGGGUGUGGAGUGCUAUCGGCUCUACACGAG
This is a messenger RNA of Symbiodinium sp. CCMP2592, 1232 nucleotides long. The record is from the annotation of a GenBank genome assembly. NCBI's taxonomy places the organism in Eukaryota, Dinophyceae, Suessiales, Symbiodiniaceae.